AUGCUGGAUACCCAAAAGCUCGCAAAAGAGGCCGCCGCACAGGCGGAGGAACAGGCCGUAACUAAAGCAGCAAUGGAAAUAUCAAAGCGGGCGGAGAAAGUAGCAACCAGUGGCAAAGCAGUAGAGAGCUCUGAAUAUACCCCAUCCGAUGAAGGAAUGGAAGCGGAUUCGGGGGAAUUGAACGUGCCGACAGAAACAGAAGAAGAAAGCGACGAAGAAGACUUGCCAGAAAAAUAG
Molecule: messenger RNA, 237 nt
Organism: Eimeria tenella
Lineage: Eukaryota; Apicomplexa; Conoidasida; Eucoccidiorida; Eimeriidae
Exons: 1
Coding region: 1-237 (78 amino acids)
Source: RefSeq, a predicted model, not a curated record